Branchiostoma belcheri (Belcher's lancelet) is the source of this 1107-nucleotide messenger RNA. Its product is annotated as dynein light chain 1, axonemal-like. Bases 54 to 623 code for a protein of 189 amino acids. The transcript is spliced from 10 exons. Gene Ontology annotation, cellular component: cytoplasm. NCBI's taxonomy places the organism in Eukaryota, Metazoa, Chordata, Leptocardii, Amphioxiformes, Branchiostomatidae. Gene Ontology annotation, molecular function: protein kinase binding. The record is from RefSeq and is a predicted model, not a curated record.
UCCCAUUAUGCUUUGCGAUCACCAUGGUUACAGGAACGACGGCGUAAACCAAGAUGUCGAAAGGGACAACCAUCAAAGAAGCCCUGGCGAAGUGGGAGGAGAAGAAUGGGAGCAAGGCUGCGGAGUCACCAACAGUGAAGCUGUACAUGCAGAUUCCUCCCAUCGAGAAAAUGGAUGCUUCCCUCUCCACUCUGGCUGCCUGCGAGAUGUUGUCACUCUCCACCAACUGCAUUGAGAAAAUUGCCAACUUGAAUGGCCUGAAAAACCUGAAAAUCUUGUCCUUGGGCAGAAAUAACAUCAAGAACCUCAAUGGUCUGGAGUCAGUUGGGGACACUUUGUGUGAGCUGUGGAUCUCUUACAAUAACAUUGAGAAGCUGAAAGGCAUCCAUGUGCUCAAGAAACUGACGGUGUUACACAUGUCCAACAACAAAGUCAGUGACUGGGCAGAGUUUGGAAGACUGGGUGAAUUGCCUUGCUUGGUUGACCUGCUGUUUGUUGGGAACCCCCUGGAAGAGAAGCACCAGGCAGAGGGAGACUGGAUUGAACAGGCUACAGGCAAGCUGCCCAGAUUGAAGAAACUGGAUGGUGCACCUGUUAUCAAGCAGGAAGAGGGAGAUGACUGAGAUUCUGAGCUUGUACAGCAUGUUUGUUUCACAUUUCUGUAAACAUUCCAUGGAAUUUGAUGACUCUGCUCAUUCAUUUGGUUUGAGGAUGUUUGGAAUGUUUGGAAUAUAGAUAAGUCUGACGUCAUGUAUACCUGAUUAAGUCCAUUUGGCAGUUUACCAAUCACUAGUGUACACAUAAUUCUCUAUAAAUGAGUUUUUCUUGAGUUCUACGUGUUAUUGGAAGUUGUUUAGUGACCCACUUGAACAUAGAAAUCUGUUCAAAUUUUGUAAAUAUAGGUCCAAAGGAAAGAGGGAACAUUAAAAGUAAAACAUUGUUAGAGAGUAGGUGAUACUUUUCAGUGAUAGCUUUUGCCCUUCUGCACUUCUCACGAGAUUGCAUAGGUCUCUGGGUUAGACAUGAAUAUACUACAUGAAUAUAUGUAUAACAGAACUUAUACUCCCAUUGCUUACUUCAUCAAAUAAACACAUUUUCUUACUUGUA